AUGACAAUGACACCCUCCAUCAUAGCGACCUGCAAACAGACCCGAUUCCAUCUACUUCACGAUCAGCCCGCGCAGGAGAUCGAUGUAGAAGGUCUCACCAUUGCAGUCACAUCCUCGGCCGCAGACAUAGCCGACGACAGUGGUCCCUCAAACCCCAAAGCAAAGGGGAAAUCGAAAUCGAAAUCCAAGGCCGAGGCGCGCGAGCUCAUCGUCGACGCUCACUUGCGACUUAAGGCGGGGGUGCAUUAUGGUCUGAUUGGGCGAAAUGGGACAGGGAAGUCGACGCUGCUCCGCGCUAUGGCCGACAAACUAGUCCCUGGGAUUCCGCAUCUGACGCGCAUUGCGAUUCUGCAGCAGACUGAGACGGAGGAUGAAAUGCGGAGCUUCCAGUGCGAUGGGGAGGACCGCGACAGGCGGGAUCUACCCGUGUUGGAGUAUGUCAUGAGCAGCGAUCGAUUCCGCAAUGAUGUUGUGCAGAAAAUCAAUGUCCUGUCGAAGAGCUUCGAGACGGAAGAUCCGGUGGCACCUGUGCGGGCGAUCCGGAGAAUUCGUCACGAUGAGAUUGAGAAGCAGCUGUUCCUUGCGCAGAAGAAUGCCAGCCUCAAGAGUGGUGCGAGGGGCUUACAAGCUCGGAAGGACUUGAAGGCGGCCGAGACGAGAUACGAGGUUUCGAAGGAGCUGGUCGAGCAGCCUGAUCAGCCUAUUGAUGCGGAGGCGCUCAAGGCCGAGACACAGGCGGCAAUGGAUACUUUGCAGGAAUUACAGGGUCAGUUUGACGCAAUGAAACUGGUUGAUAUUGAGAAGCAAGCUCGCCAGAUCCUCGUCGGACUGGGUUUUGACGAAGCCAUGCUCAGCAAGCCCUUCCUGGCUUUAUCCGGGGGCUGGCGCAUGCGUUGCCUGUUGGCCAGCGUUCUCAUCCAGAACCCGGACAUCAUGAUCCUAGAUGAACCGACUAACUUUCUCGAUCUUCUUGGAGUUGUCUGGCUGGAGAAUUACCUACAGCAGUUACGGGACUCGUCCCAGACGACCAUCGUGCUGGUAUCUCACGACCGAGACUUUGUUAACGCCGUCUGCGAGGAGAUCUUGAUCCUCCGCGACCAGAAACUUACCUACUUCAGAGGCAACCUGUCCGCCUACGAGAAAGACUUUGAAGAGCAGAAACUCUACUGGGGCCGCAUGAAGGAGGCACAAGAGCGCCAGAUCGCGCACAUGGAAGCGACGAUUCGAGAGAACAUCAAACUGGGCAAGAAGACCAAUGACGACAAUAAGCUGCGCAUGGCCAAGUCCCGGCAGAAGAAAGUCGACGAGCGCAUGGGCAUCCAGGUCAACGCCAACGGUGGACGCUUCAAACUAAACAGGGACCUGGUGGGCCACCAUCUCACCGCGCGAGCUGAGAUUGAAGUACCAACGGACGAAAGAGGUGCCUCGAUCAUGCUGCCCGAUGCCAGUGAACUGCGCUUCCCGGGUCCGUUGCUCUCGGCGGAAGGGGUGGGUUUCCGGUACACACGGAAUGCACCGCCUAUACUGAACGGUAUCGAGCUGGUGAUGCAUAUGGGCGAUCGAGUCGGCAUCAUGGGGCUUAAUGGUUCUGGAAAAUCUACGCUCAUCCGCCUGCUGACGGGCAAUCUGCAGCCGACGCAGGGCAAGAUAUCCACCCACUCCAGGCUGAAGCUGGGAUACUACGCGCAACAUUCGAUCGAGGAGCUCCAUGAGCAAGGCCGAGCCGAUCCUACUCUGACCGCAUUAGGCUUCAUGACCAAGGAGAUCAACAGCGCACUUAGCGAGGGCGCGAUUAGGGGCUUGCUGUCGUCACUGGGUCUUCAGGGCAAAAUAGUUUCAGACGUGCCCAUUGCACGAUUAUCGGGAGGUCAACUGGUCCGUCUGGCAAUUGCCAAGGUAAUUUGGAACUCGCCACAUUUGCUGGUGCUCGAUGAAAUCACGACACAUCUGGACUUUCAUACCGUCACGGCUCUUGCGACCGCGCUGUCUUCGUUCAACGGUGCGAUCCUCCUGGUGUCUCACGAUCGUUUCUUGGUCCGGUCCGUCAUUGAAGGCAAACGAGACAGCGAGCAUAAUUUGGAUGAAGAGUUUGAAGGGGUAGACGAAGAAGUCGAAGAACAGAGUCGAAGAAGGUCAGUCUACGUGAUGAAGGGCGGCAAGCUCAUUGAGCAGCUCAACGGGGUGGAGCAGUUUGAACAGAGUCUGGUGAAGAGGGUCAAGAAGAUGCUUUCCCAAUAG
This is a messenger RNA of Aspergillus pseudoviridinutans, 2238 nucleotides long. Its product is annotated as ABC-F family ATP-binding cassette domain-containing protein. Gene Ontology annotation, molecular function: ATP hydrolysis activity; ATP binding. Bases 1 to 2238 code for a protein of 745 amino acids. The transcript is spliced from 7 exons. The record is from RefSeq and is a predicted model, not a curated record. NCBI's taxonomy places the organism in Eukaryota, Fungi, Ascomycota, Eurotiomycetes, Eurotiales, Aspergillaceae.